AUGACUGACCGACUCUAUGGCAAAACAUGCAAUCUGCCACACUUCAAUGCCACGAUGCAAGGUCGCGUUCAAGAGCUCAAGCCAUUCUCCCUUCCCUGCUUUUCCAGUUACGAUGGACAAUCCGUGGGCCCAAACCGGGCAGCAUGCGCUGGUAUCCAGCAAGACUACUUCAAUCCCUGGGCGCGAACCAACAGUCCGAACGGGUACAUGAACAGUCAAGAUGAGAUGUGCUCUUCGGAGCCGUACAAUCAAUGCCUGCUAGAUGACAGCAACCCAGCCAAUCCGACGGCCUACACAAAUACAACAUGUCGCCAGGGCGACCUGCCUUCGCAUUACCUCGAGAUCCAGCGCGUCGAGGACGUGAUCGAAGCGUUCAAAUACGCCCACUGCUCGGGAACCAAGCUUUCUAUCAAGAACAGUGGUCAUGACUAUCUCGGCCGCAGCAGUGGGAAGGAUAGCCUGGCGCUAUGGACCCGUAAUUUGCGGUCGAUGAGCUACAGCCCAGACUUCGUCCCAUCCGGCUGCAGCGCCAAAUACAACGCCAUCACCGUCGGCGCCGGCGUCAACUUCGACGAGGUGUAUGCCUUCGCCGACAAACACAACGUCACUCUUGUCGGCGGCUAUGCAUCCACCGUUGGCGUUUCCGGUGGCUGGGUCCAGAACGGCGGGCACUCCAUCCUAUCGCCCGUCUACGGCCUGGGCAUUGACCGCGUCGUGGAUUAUAAAAUCGUAACCCCAGAUGGCCAGUAUCGCACUGCCAACGAGUGUCAGAACCCCGACCUGUUCUGGGCGUUGCGUGGCGGCGGCGGCGGCACCUUUGGCGUAGUCAUGGAGAGCACGCAUCGAGUCGAGCCUCAGAUCCAGCUCGUCGCAGCUAGUAUCAAGUUUCCCAAGUCGCCGACAAACGUCAUCCCGUUUCUGGACAUCGUCGUCAACCACACGCUUCAGUGGGCUGCAGAAGGUUGGGGAGGCCAUAUCACGGGCAAUACCCUGGUAAACGUGUCCCCGCUACUCUCGGUAAAGGAAGCCAAACAGUCCCUAGCUGAAGCGAUUGCUUACGCAAAGUCCCAGGGCGGCACCGCCGUCGUGGAGGAGUUUCCGUCCUGGUACCCGUUCUACGAGAAAUACGUGACGUCGGGCUCCGUCGGCGUCGGAGUCACGCAUUUUGUAGGCACCCGCCUUGUCCCCAAGGCUGUCUUCCAGACCGCAGAGGGUCGAAAAGACUUGAUGGAUUUUUUUGCGCUCCUCCUAGAUCAGGGCCAGUCCCCGUACAUUCCGGUCGUGGGCCCUGUUCUGUUUGACUACCCUGAAGGAUCCACGAGUGCUACGCCCGCCUGGCGCUCUGCUGUCUGGGAGCUGGGUGUGGGUGCUUCUUGGGCCUGGAACAGUACACUGCAGGAUAGGAGGGAGAAAAUCGCUACUAUGAAGGAUACGACGGCGUUUUUUGCGCGCAUCACACCGGGGAGUGGCGCGUAUGCAAAUGAGGCGAGCCCGUUCACUGAGGAUUGGAGGGAGGCUUGGUGGGGCGAUAACUAUGAGGAGCUGGUGAGUAUUAAAAAUAAGUAUGACCCUUUUGGUUUGUUGAGUUGUUGGAAGUGUGUUGGGUGGACGGAAAGUCAAGCUGAUAGCUCUUGUUUUUCUGCAUUUGUUUGAUUGUGAUGGACGGUAUGUAGAAUCCACUCUGAUAUGGCCUCUAUAUGAUAUAUGAUUCUACACAUCAAAUACAGAGAAAUAAACACUGAUCGGCAUGUCUCACAGCUAGAUACUUUGUGGAAAAGGCUCUAGACCACUGGUGAUCAAUAUGCU
Aspergillus campestris IBT 28561 is the source of this 1806-nucleotide messenger RNA. Its product is annotated as putative isoamyl alcohol oxidase. The record is from RefSeq and is a predicted model, not a curated record. The transcript has 2 exons. Lineage: Eukaryota; Fungi; Ascomycota; Eurotiomycetes; Eurotiales; Aspergillaceae. The coding region runs from base 1 to 1653 and encodes 550 amino acids. Gene Ontology annotation, molecular function: FAD binding; oxidoreductase activity.